This is a messenger RNA of Aethina tumida (small hive beetle), 3238 nucleotides long. RefSeq names its product dentin sialophosphoprotein. Lineage: Eukaryota; Metazoa; Arthropoda; Insecta; Coleoptera; Nitidulidae. The record is from RefSeq and is a predicted model, not a curated record. Bases 154 to 3141 code for a protein of 995 amino acids. The transcript is spliced from 4 exons.
UGUUAAUGCACCUCCUGUGACAUUUCACAUUUGAAGAUGGUGGUUUUUGUUUUGCCGCUUGUAAAUAAAAGCCAACUUUAAUUUCAAUAAAUGGUUUAAUGUUUAUGUGAAUGUAAUAUUUGUGUUAGUGUAAAUUUUUUCAUUUUUUUAAAAAUGGAGACCAUAAGAGAUACGUGUCAUUUUUGUUCCCGUUCCGAUACUGUUUUAACAAAUAGCAAAUAUGCUAAAAUUUUUAAAAGAUUACUUAACAACAAAGUGUUAAAUUAUGACGAAUUUCCCAAAAUCAGAUCAUCUCUAAAGAUAUGUCUACUUUGUGCCCAAAAACUUUUAAUUAUGGAAAAAACACAACACAAGAUGGAAAACGUCACAGUUAACAAACAUUUCAAUUGUAUUAAAUGUAAUAAAGACCAACAUCUUGUCCAGGUUCAAAAAUGGGAUCACCUUAAUACCAUAUUUGAUAACUUGGCCAUAUCCAUCCACAUUUCAAAAUAUAAAAUAUGUUUGGAAUGUUAUUAUUUUUUAAACACCCUUUACGAAUUUAAAAAUAAUGUUUUCAAAUUCUUUCCCGAACUUAAUUGUUACUUUGAAAAAGAUGUCAGGAACACACCAAUAACAAAAGCUGCAAGAAAAUCAUUUGAAAAAUCUUUAGACCCCAUUGGAAAACAGUUAAAACAACUGGUUGCACUGAACAAGAAUGAUGAAAUUCAAGUCAAAAAGGUCAAUGAUGAUAAAAUUUUGAAAAUGAUUCCACAUGUCCUGCUAGAGCGUGACGGUUUAGAGACGAUUAAUAAUAAUAAAACCGAAGAAUUAGAAACAAAGAAAUCGCAACCACGUCAAAAUGUUAUAAAAGGAACACCACAUCCUGUACAUACACUAAAAAGACCAUUCAGAAAAAAUAAAGUUAAUUACAAAGAUAUUAUUAAUACAAAUUCAAAAUCUCAAAAUACUACUUUAAAAAUAAUAGAUAUUAAAUCUGAGCUUAAAAGACACAAUAUUACUAAAGAAUUAUAUGUUAAAAUAUUAAAAGAUUAUCCAGCUUCUGCAGCAUCAAAAAAAACAGGAGGUAGUAGAAAAAACGUAUCAUUUAAUGAUAGUAUAGAAUACUUUCCUAAUAAAAACGAAAUUUCUAAAGAAAAAACUUCUAAAAUAAUAAAUAAUGAAAUUAUUCCUUUGGAAGAUGAGAGUGAUUUGGAAAUACAAAAGGAGAAAAAUAAAACCUCCACAAAAAGUAAAAACAUAGAAGAAAAUGAUAAAAGAAAUAGUGACGUUAUUCCUUUGGAAGAAGAUAGUGAUUUAGAAAGCAAUAAUGAAGAAAAUAAAACCUUUACAAAGAGUAAAACUGUAGAAGAGAAUGACUUAACUGCAAAUGAAGAGAAAAGUUCCACAAAGAAGCGAAAGAGGUUAUCAAUACUCAGUUCAGCCUGUAAGAGGUCUUCAAUGAAAAGGUUUAAGAAACGUAAUAAUGUAGAUAGUGAUAGUAGUUCAGAAAAUGGGGCAAUUGCUGAGUCUGGUGAAGAGAAUAAUGUAAAUUUCAAGAUAAACGUGGAAUCAGAGAAAGUCAAUAAUGAUACUUCAGAUGGAGUUAUACUUUCGGAUGAAAAAGAUGAUCUAGAAGACAUAGUUGGGGAGAUAAAUUUAAAUUUGGAUAAAAAUCCUGACAAUUCAACAGACACUGAUGAUUUUGGCAAUGAUAAUGUUUCACAAGAUGUAAUUAAUACAGAAUGUACAAAUUCGAAAGUAGACAAUCAAGAGGAAGCUAGGACUACAGUUAAUGAAGUUCUUAUAGCUAGUGAUUCAGAUGAGACAACAAUAAGUGAGAAUGAUCAAAAUUUUGAAGAAAAUCAGUGUGAUGCUACAGUAUCAGAUAAAGACAAGAAAAAUAUGCAACCUAAUGAAGCAGAAAAUAAUGAAGAAAAUAUAGAAAUUUCGGAUGAAGACAAUUUUACAAAUACGACUAAAAUGAGUGACAUAAUUCACAUUAGUGAUGAAAGUGAAUCCUCAGACGAAAUCAACUCAAAAGACAAAUCAGAACCGUCUAUUUCUGAUCAGGUUGAAGAAACGGCAACAAAUGAAGAUGAAGAAAUUAAAACAAAUGGAAAAUCAAGCAAAGAAUUGUCUCCAACAUCCAAAGACUGCGAUUGUGCCGAAGAAUCCACGGAAGCUGAGUCAACACCAAAAAAGAAACUGUCAACAUCACCUGAAGAGUCAUCUACUGAUCAAGCAGAAAAAAAUAAAAAUAUUGAAGGUGAAUUUUUGGAAGAAAAUUCAAAAGGCAAAUCAAAACGAUCCACAUCGAAAAGAAGAUUAUCCUCUUCAUUUGAAGACAAAAGUUCCGAUCGAGUAGUUGAAGAUGAAUCUCCAGAGGAAAAGCCAAAGAACAUAUCAAAAUGUGCCAUAAAGAAAAGAAAACUGUCGUUAUCGUCUGACGAGACAACUUCCGAUUUAGAAGAAGCGACAAAAAAUGUUGAAAGUGAAUCUGAAAGUGAGUUAAUGGAAUCAACUUUGGAUCAAUCAAAAGUAACAACCAAUUUUGAAAGUAAAUCUGUGGAAGAAAAUUCGUCGAAAUCUUCAGAUGAAGUGGAAGAAAAAGACAAAGAUGGUGGUGAAGUUCAAAUGAAUCCAGAAGACAGUUCGCAAAAAACUACGCCGACGAAAGAUGUGACAGCGGCAGCGGAGUUAACUACUGAUCAAACAGAAGAAACAUUAAGAGACGAUGAAAUUCGUGAUGUCAUGGAUAAAAAUUUAGAAAUUGUUCCUGAUGAAAUUAACAAAAUAAUUAAAAAAUACAUUAAAGAUGAUCUUGAAAAAGAUCAAGAUGAUGCAAUAAACAAUGAUUCACAAACUGUUGAAAAAAAUUCCGACAAACAGAAGUGCUUUGAGUGUAUGACUCCCGAAGAAUAUUUAGAAGCCACGCAUAAAGAGUCAAAUGUUGAAGGUUUAAAUAAUAAAUCUAGUGAUGGGUGUCAAUUUGUUUGUGACAUACAUAUGAAAAACAGUGAUGAAAAAAAUAAAUGUAACACAGAAUCUAAAGCAGAAUGUGACAAAAAUGAUGAGAUUAUAGAAAGUAAUAAAACUGUAAUUAUACAUACCAACAUUUGUUUAACAGAAGGCACAAAUACACCAUGUGAUGAAGUAUCAUAAAAGUACAUUUCAGAUUACCAAACUGGAAAGUGUAAAUCGAUUUAGUUGCACAGUACAAUAUAACAUUUGGAUAAACAAUAACAGAAAUUGUAAUGAU